Messenger RNA from Nerophis ophidion (straightnose pipefish), 4857 nucleotides. It is a transcript of the gene slc43a2b, whose product is annotated as solute carrier family 43 member 2b. Gene Ontology annotation, molecular function: L-amino acid transmembrane transporter activity; neutral L-amino acid transmembrane transporter activity. The record is from RefSeq and is a predicted model, not a curated record. Gene Ontology annotation, biological process: transmembrane transport; neutral amino acid transport. The transcript has 15 exons. Bases 2394 to 4175 code for a protein of 593 amino acids. Lineage: Eukaryota; Metazoa; Chordata; Actinopteri; Syngnathiformes; Syngnathidae.
CUUUCCGGGGACUUUUCAAACGGUGGAGAUGGUGGUUGGAAACCCGGGAACUUGGCUGCUCCACUGUCACGUGACCGACCAUAUCCAUGCAGGCAUGGAGACCACUUUUACCAUCAAAGAUCCCAAAAACUCUACUCAUGCUGUUUUGGCAGAGAUGACGACAUCAGUCAGCCAAUAGCCUGUAGGAGGCACCCUUGAGGGACCUUGGGGGUGUGUGUAUAUAAAGACACAGUAUGUAAGUAUGUUCCUUUUGCAGAUGCAGCAAUCUGUUGGUGGAUGGUGUUGCCUACAGACUUAACAGGUAAGCCCUAUGUUUUCACUAUUGAGCAAUAAAAGAUCAUUUAGCGUAGCUUUACCUCAAUAAAAACACUUAAACAAAAAUAAUACUGAACAAAAUUGUAUUUAAUAUAUUUUUCCAGCACAAAACCUAUUUUUAAAUGACCUCCGUCUUAAAUACACUGACUAAAUACUUACACUUUUAUAUUUCUAACCCCCUUGAAAAGGCCACGUGGCUUUACAGUAAAACAAAUAGUUUAUUAGUCAGUUAAACAAUUUUUUUAAAUAAGUAUUUGCUAUUAGGCCCAGAUGUUGGUCAAUGAUCGGCAACAACAAUGAUUUUCAUGCUCUGCUUUUAACUUAUUCAAGCUUGAGGUCAUGAUGACCAAAAAUUAACACUCCCCAAACACUGCAGCAAAUACCUUAUUUACCAAUAAUUCUUUUCUACAUGAAGCAAGUCCAAAAACUAAUUUAGCCAGAAAUAUGUAUGUAUAUAUAUAUAUAGCAAAUGGCAAUAAUAUGUUGGUUAUUUAAUCCUUUAAAAGUGAAUAUAGAGCUGCUGUUUUUAUGGGAAAUUUUGUUUUUAAAUAACAACACAUACACCGUCACAGACACAGUCACAAACACACACUGUUAAAAUACACGUUAAAUCCUAGUGACAUGCACCCUUGCAGAAAACUGUAAAAUGUGUGUAAUUUUGCUGCAUGCUUUAAAUGGGAAACAGUGGCACCAUCUGGUGGACAAAAAUGAAUAUAGCAAUGAAAGCCAGUACAAGUGCAGUCCAAGUAAUUAUCCAUCCAUCCAUUUUCUACCGCUUGUUCCCUUUUUUGGGGUCGCUGGCGCCUAUCUCAGCUACAAUCGGGCGGAAGGCGGGGUACACCCUGGACAAGUCGCCACCUCAUCGCAGAGCCAACACAGAUAGACAGAAUACAUUCACACUCACAUUCACACACUAGGGCCAAUUUAGUGUUGCCAAUCAACCUAUCCCCUGGUGCAUGUCUUUGGAAGUGGGAGGAAGCCGGAGUACCCGGAGGGAACCCACGCAUUCACGGGGAGAACAUGCAAACUCCACACAGAAAGAUCCCGAGCCUGGAUUUGAACCCAGGACUACAGGAACUUCGUAUUGUGAGGCAGAUGCACUAACCCCUCUGCCACCGUGAAGCCCUUCAAGUAAUUAAAAUUUUGCAUUAGUGUGUGAUGAAAAACGACAUUUUAAGUUAAGUGACAGAGGUGACGACUGGAAUAUAUUUUAUGAAAUUAAUAUAUCCUCUUGCAACUCAUUUAACACAAACAAAAUUAUUUGAAAAUUAAAUACUGGAUGGCCCAAAAUGUCACUAGGAUCUCUUAAACUGCUGCUCACUGCUCCCCUCACCUCCCUGGGGGUUUAAAAGGGGAUGGGUCAAAUGCAGAGGACAAAUUUCACCACACCUAGUGUGUGAGUGACAAUCAUUGGUACUUUAACUUUAAUGGUUAUCACAUGAGACACUAGAAUGAAAGCAAACGCAACUAUGAUGCCCUGAGUAGCUGACUUGAUUUAUCCAGACUGAGUCACUUGCUUGUCAGCUGGUCAGGGUACAGUAAUAGCAAGGACAAAGCUCCAUUGGAUGGACCUCUAUAGCUGAGGACAAUUAGGCAGGGAGUUUAGGGGAGGGGGGUGUCAGUGAGUGCGGGGGCAGUGAGGUGAUGAGUCCCAUUUUUCUCUCAGAGUCCAGUUUGUACCAGUUUUGCCCGCUUUUUCUUCUCAGCAAACAACAGAACUCUAGUGGUUCCGUCAUAGGUGCUCACUCAGUCAUAGCGGGGAUCGCAGUCUAAUAAUGUUCCAGCUGUCCUUUUUCAUGGGAACAUGAAGGAUGACUUAAACACACAGGCAGCACAUUCGGUUAUCUUCAGCAGGGUUCAAAGUUAAUUGCCGUCAUAAAAGUUGCCCUAACAGUACUUCUGCAACGAUAUGCCGAAUAUAAAAGCUCCCCUUCCCCCUUGUUCCUUUGUCUUCCCAGAUAAAGUGAUCUCUGAGUCUUCAUCAGCCAGUGAGGCGACACAACCAACUCCCUCUCCUUCCCCUCAGUCUCUCUCUACACUCCAGAUCUUCACCACUGUAAUAUUUUCUUCCCUGGACCAUGGCUCCGACGCUGGCAACAGCGUUCGCCCGCCGCUGGUGGAUGGCAGUGACCGCUAUCAUUGAGAAUCUCCUCUUCUCGGCCGUGCUUCUAGGAUGGGGAUCGCUCCUCAUUAUGCUCAAAUCCGAGGGCUUCUACUCGUACCUUUGCAGCGACGAGGGCAACAGCUCCAACUACAACUUGUCCAUGACAACAAACGAAGCUCCCGACGACUACGCUGAAUAUUAUGAAGAUAUCGACGGGGCCCUGGUGGCCCUGGGGGACGGGGUGGAGAUGAAGCCACUGGCCCCCGCCGAUGGCCAACUGAAAAUGAACGGCUGGCUAAUCUGUAAAGAGCAGGACGAGAUGCUGAACCUGGCCUUCACUGUGGGCUCCUUCCUCCUGUCAGCCAUCACGCUACCAAUGGGAAUUGUGAUGGACAAAUACGGACCUCGCAAACUCCGACUUUUGGGAACUACAUGCUUUGGCUUGUCCUGUCUGCUCAUUGCAUAUGGAGCAUACCAACCAAACGAACUUUCUGUCCUUAUCUUUAUUGCCCUGACUUUCAACGGCUUCGGGGGCAUGUGCAUGACCUUUACCUCCCUGACGUUGCCCAAUAUGUUCGGUGACCUGCGUUCCACCUUCAUCGCCCUGAUGAUUGGCUCCUACGCAUCCUCCGCUGUCACCUUCCCUGGUGUGAAGGUGAUUUAUGACUUUGGAGUACCUUUCAUCACUAUUCUGGUCGUAUGGGCUGCGUGUGCUGGACUGGUGUUCAUCAACUGCUUCCUCAACUGGCCAUUAGAACCCUUCCCAGGACCAGAAGACAUGGACUACACGGUCAAGAUCAAGUUCAGCUGGCUGGGCUUUGACCACAAAAUCACAGGCAAACAGUUCUAUCACCAAGUGACCACAGUGGGCCGUCGUCUCAGCGUGGGUAACAGCCUAGUACAAAAGGAUCUGCCCAUCAAGGAAGGCCACAAGCUCUGUCUCUCCACCACGGACCUGGAGUUGGAGAGCAAGUCCAAGGAGGAGUCCCAGUCUUUCCUGAAAACUAUCAUCAGCCCUAUCUUCCUGCUCAGUCUGGUGACCAUGUCGGUCACUCAGCUCCGUCUUUUGUUCUACAUGGGGGCAAUGAACAGUGUCCUCGAGGCACUCAGUGAUGGGGACCUCAACACAGUAAGUUUGUACUCCUCCAUCUUUGGCGUGCUGCAACUCCUCUGCCUUAUGACUACUCCUGUGAUCGGCCAAAUUAUGGACUGGAAGUUGAAAGAGUGCGAGGACGAAGAUAAAUCAAAGGACACCUGUAGCAAGGACAUGACAAAAACAAAGCCAAGAGACAGAAAGAUCCAGAAGGUGACCAACGCCCUACGAGCAUUUGUACUAACAAAUCUUCUUCUGGUGGGCUUUGGGAUCACUUGCCUGAUACCUAACCUUCCCCUGCAAAUUGUUUCAUUCAUCUUGCACACAGUGGUGAGAGGAUUCAUUCACUCAGCCGUGGGUGGUCUUUACGCUGCUGUGUACCCUUCCUCGCAGUUUGGCAGUCUAACAGGCAUGCAGUCACUAGUCAGUGCUGUCUUUGCUCUGCUGCAGCAGCCACUCUUUUUGGCUAUGAUGGGACCCCUGGAGGGAGACCCAUUCUGGGUCAACAUCGGCCUGUUCGCUGUCAGCAUGCUGGGCUUCCUGCUGCCGCUGUACCUCAUCUGUUACAGACAGACACUACAUAAAGAGCGGCACAUGAAGGAGAACAACGCCAAGAUCUACAUCAAAAUCAACGGCUCAGACAUCCCAGAGGCCUUUGUUUAGCUAAAGUAGACAUCAGGGCAAAGACACCAUGAAGGACGAUUGAUACGGGGUAAUAGACAACUGAAAGGUGUCAUGCAAGCAGUGGCGUGCUAAAGGACAAAUCCUGUUAAAAUACUAUAUUUAUAAAAUUAUAUGAGCAUAUGUCAUCAUAUUUGUGGAAGUCUACCACACUCUGUGAAAUAGUGAGAAGACGAAGAGGAAGAGGAAAAGACUGUGAAAGGAAAGAGGCAUCCGCACUCUGUAUUCCCCCAAAUUCCUCUCCUUUUUUUAUCCUUUACAGUAUUUCACGUAACUGGUUGUUUUCACCAGUAGAACGGAAUAGUAUUCUUCUUACAGAUGGAUUUCACAAUUAUUUUCUUAAUUAGACAUGUUUAUUUUUCGGAUACCACAUUACUUUGUCGAUGUUAAAAUGCUGUUCAUUAAUGUAGAGACCAAGUUUUUGCACAUUUAAGUGGCUUACAUUGUUUUUAAGUAUGCACUAUAGCAUUUGCUGUACUGUAUGUUAGAGCCUUUAAGGUUUUACUGUCUUUUGUACAAGGGACAUCACAUAAACUGCAGUACUUGUAUUGCUAAAAGCAAAGUAUCCAUUUGAAUAUUUAUUUUUGUGACAUUCUGUCUUUAGGUUUUGUAAGUUUACCAAAUGUGCCUUUUGAGUCUUUAUAUAAAGAUUUGUUUUGAAACA